Tribolium madens (black flour beetle) is the source of this 1839-nucleotide messenger RNA. RefSeq lists its product as uncharacterized. The record is from RefSeq and is a predicted model, not a curated record. The transcript has 7 exons. Bases 408 to 1283 code for a protein of 291 amino acids. NCBI's taxonomy places the organism in Eukaryota, Metazoa, Arthropoda, Insecta, Coleoptera, Tenebrionidae.
CUUUAGUGUUCUCCCUUCACUGAUAUUCUCCUUUAGUGAUGCGCCGUUUUCCGAGUCGAGCAGACGACGACGCUUGCUAAUCUCAACGGCGUCGCGACGCAAGUCCACGUGUUCUAACAUUUGGAUUAUUGAAAAACUCUAAUUAGAGCGAGACAGUCCUGGAUUAAUUUAAAGUUUCUAUGGUGGCGUCCUCUUGUUGUAAAGGAAAAUAAAUAAAAACGGACAGACUGGCUAUAAAGCAAAUCUAAAAGCUCUGCAAAUUGCUUGGCAAUAAGAAAUAAAAGUUUAUUAAGCCAUUUAGGCAUCGUUAAAAGUGUUUACAAUUCAACUAAUGCCAUAUUAAGUGCUACAGCACAUUUAACGUACGAAACUUAAAACUUUGCUGUGUGUAUUUAUUGUGUAGCACGAUGUUUUGGCUGCGAUUGAUUUGUCCAGUCUUGUUCUUCUUAGCUGAAGAAUCAUCGUCGUUGAAAUCGGUGAGGAUCCGAGUGCCGGAAGUAGUCAAAUCUGGUGAAACGGUGACGUUAUCGUGCGAAUACGAUCUCGAAGAGGUAGCUCUGUACACAAUCAAAUGGUAUUGGAAAGAUGUCGAGUUCUACCGUUUCGUCCCUAAAGAGUCUCCACCGUUUCGGGCGUUCACAAUGAAAUACAUUAACGUCGAUAUAUCCCGUUCCGGCCCGACACAGGUAACCCUCCGUGGGGUGCGUCGUGAGCUAACCGGCGACUACAAGUGCGAAGUCUCCGCCGACGGCCCUCUAUUUCACACCGAUAUCAAAGUGGCACACAUGAUAGUCGCAGAGCUGCCCAACGGUAAUCCCAUGAUGAAUAUCGAACAGACCAAGGUGGAGAUUGGGAAGAAGAUAAAAGCAGAUUGCUACUCGCCGGGGUCCGAUCCCCCCGCCAAUCUUACCUGGUUUAUCAACGACGAACAGGUUGUUGAAGAGACCGACAGUGUGAAACUCUUCCCCCUCGAAAUUGAAACUGAUGAAGCUUUGGGAUUACAUUCUGCCAAAUCACGAAUAGAGAUAACGACAAACAGGGCACAUUUCAUUUUGGGGUUUAUGGUAGUAAAAUGUGACGCGAAAAUUUAUUCACUCUGGCAUAGGGUUGUUGAAGAUCAUGUCAGAGACGAUACGCCCCAAUUAGCACCGGUUUUGGGAUCGACGUCGUCGCAGAGUCAAGUUGACGAGAUAAUAGAUGGGAAUGGAAGUGGGCAUCCCGGUCCCGAUGUGCUGUGUGUGGUAAACCUUCUUUUAUUCCUUGUAGUGUCACUGUUAAGAUAAUGAAAUCGUGAUUGGUAGAAAGUGAAGCGUGCCUAAAUUUUGUUUUGAUAUAUUUUUUAUAUGUUAUCCUAAAGUAACUUUAGUCGCAUCGAGUGUCAAAUUUCUAACCUGAACUUAGAUUAGAUUAGAAAUUUGUGACGUGUUGAUUGUUAAAAUACUUUGAGACGUUGUGGUUCCUUUUAUGAUUGUUGUUUUAUACCAUUAAUGGCAAUAAAAUGACGAAGAGAUUAUAUUACUUUAAGAAACGAAUAGAACUGUAAUAUAUUCUGUAUACAUAAAAUAUAAUUCUAGUAUGUACAAAAUGUGAUACUAUUUAGAAAAUAAGGUACCAUGUUAUUGUUAUAGUGGUAGAGUUUUUUAAUUUGUGGAUGAAAGACUAACCGAAAGCAACUUUCGAGAAACUUUUAUAGCAAUUUUCCGAUGGUCGUGCAAAAUAGGGGCAUGAUUAAGUGUUUACAUGAAGCGCUUUCAAAGUAAUAAUUUCAUUUGUGUAAUAACUGGUAAGGCAAUUUCUGUAAAUGUUGAGUUUGCUCUAGGUAAUAAAGUUUUGAACCCU